Messenger RNA from Linepithema humile (Argentine ant), 2627 nucleotides. It is a transcript of the gene Oli, whose product is annotated as Olig family. Gene Ontology annotation, biological process: sensory organ development; axon development; positive regulation of transcription by RNA polymerase II. Gene Ontology annotation, cellular component: nucleus. Lineage: Eukaryota; Metazoa; Arthropoda; Insecta; Hymenoptera; Formicidae. The record is from RefSeq and is a predicted model, not a curated record. Gene Ontology annotation, molecular function: DNA-binding transcription factor activity, RNA polymerase II-specific; protein dimerization activity; E-box binding.
ACGGACGUGCCACGUUCGGGCGCGAUAAAUUUCGUCAGAUAUAAAUUUAUCGGCCGUCAUCGAAAAACACGAGAUUCGAAUCCAACAAUCGCGAGAAUUGAACGAUCCUGCGAGACGGAGAUCCUGCGGAACGGAAAAGAUUUCGAAGAACUCGCGAAAUUUUUUUCUCGACCGCAUCGAGUAGACAGCGAAUUAAAAUGGCUGUGAUUGGCUGAGUCGGCACCGAGUGAUUUGCGGCGACAGGAUAAUAAAGGACGUUGCGGUCGCACGCAGGAUCAGGAUUAUAAGCCAAAGUACGAACCGAUUAUUCGCGACGGAAAAGUAAGGAAAAGCACGGACGGAGGGAUGACUCGGCGCUGUGCGCUGGUGCGCAAAAAACUUUGCUGAUCGCCGGAUUUUGCACCUCGUGGUGGGGUCGGGGAGGGUGACGCGCGGGGGGUGGAAAAAGAAAAUCGUCGUCGGCGUCAAGGACGUGGAAGAGAAAGGAUUUGUUAAAUCGAGGAAGUGUUCUCACCAAGAAUGAGGUCCUACGACGGCGAGAGCAGCUCGACGGAGGACGACGAUCGCAGGGAAGGUUUACCGGAGGCACAUCUGCAGCAAGGAUCUUGGCAACGCACAGCUUCACAUCCUACCUGGGCUUGGGAACAUCGCAACACUCAUCCGCUGCCUCCGCAGUCCGCGGGGGCCCUCGAAUCCGUGUAUUCGGCACCCGGAGCUUCGCAUCCGGGUGUCUCAGGUCCGCAGGCGUCAUACUCAUCGGAACACACUCAGAGCGCACCAGGACGAAGGACACCGCUGGGCGCCGUGGGUCUUGGUGGUUUCUACUUUCAGCAACAACCACAACCGCACGCUUCGUCCAGCGCGUUAUCCGACGAAAAUCGUCCGGAAGAAAGACCUUCGGCUUCGCGACUGAAUUGCCCGCCGAAAUCAAAGACGACUCGCCAAGGGAAGAGCGUGCGGCUGAAUAUUAAUGCACGGGAGCGCAGGAGAAUGCAUGAUCUGAACGACGCACUGGACGAGCUUCGCUCCGUCAUUCCUUACGCUCAUAGUCCUUCGGUGAGAAAGCUCUCGAAGAUAGCCACUCUUCUCCUGGCGAAAAAUUACAUCCUCAUGCAAGGAAACGCUUUGGAGGAGCUGCGAAGAGUGAUAGCCGUCCUGCAAUCGCCGCACGCGCACACCACCGCCUUGCCGCCCACGCCAGUCUCCUACGAUCUCCUGCAGGGAUUCCCCGGCAAGCUGUUUCAGGGGGUGCAGGAGAUGCAAGGAUUACCCGCGAACGAUCCUCAGAUCGUGACCGGCCCGCCGACCGACGGCACGGUCGCCAGCGGAGAAUCGAAUUAAAGAAUUCUUUUACGAUUUUCUUUCGCGACUGCUCAAUGAAUUUUCUCUCUUCCGUUUUUUUUUCUCAUAAAAAACGUUAAUUAAUUGCGAUAAGUGAGUCAGAGGAUUAAACCGGUAGAAGGUGAGUCGAAUAGCGAGAGGAGCAAUUUUAAGAUGACGAUUGAUGAUCAAUGUAAGACAUCGUUUGCAAGACUUUUAAGAUGAAAUUUUAAUAGAGUAUUAAUGACAGCGCCUUUGAAAGUAUUAAUUAUUAGAAUACCAUUAACGCGCUGAUUAACGGACACCAAGAAGUCCGGAUUAGUUUUUUCUAAAUAUUAAAAUUAAUGACUUAUUUAUAUUUGAAAAUCAAAAUGACGAAGCGUGCGAUUUUAUUUUUUCCGUGAAAGUAACAGGAUGCACAUUAAGAUAAAAUAAAAAAUAUUUAAGCGUAAUCAAAAGUUUAUUAAAGAAAUAUCGAAAUAAGCGUCAAUCGAAUUAUGAGAAAGAUAUACUUUUUUUUCCACGGAAAAAAUAAAAUGUACGAUAAAGUCAAGUGGCACUACAUUUUUUGAGCUGAUUAAUCAGACUCGUAUUGAAGUGCAGAUGAGAUUUGGGAGGAAGAAUUGCGAAAGUAUUGCGAAAGUACUAGCGAUUAAGUGAUUUACACUCACGAUCCUACAGUCAAUGAUGCAGCAAUAAGACGACGGCGCGUUUUCGUCCCUCCGACAGUCGAUUCUCGAAGGAAUAGCGUUUCAAUCACUGGAUCAUUGAACAUGUAAUUCUUUUCUAAACUGACAAGCGCAAAGUUUUGCAAAGAGUUCUCGAAAUUGCAGUUCUACGAUUAGAAGGUCGAGCGGAAAAAUAAAUUGCGAAUUACACUUGAAGUAAAAGAACAAAGAGGUGAGAAAGUUUGUAAAAAAUUGCGUGGUCGAUGCAGGAAACUUUCGCGUUGGAAGGCCGCAGGGACGAAAGAUGUCGCCAGGACUCGGAGCGCGAAGUGUUUCCGGGUCUCGUCGGAACAGAUAGUCAAUAUUAGUAUGUGAUACGUAUGUGUCGAGGAGUUCUAGUCAUAUACAACGUAAAGAUAUAUUGGAUAUUCAUAUACACAUAUACAGUAUAUAUAUACAUAUACAUAUAUAUUUAAUAAUCUAACAAGGCCAUCGACUUACGACUUAUUUAUAUACUUAAGAAUCUACUACAGAGUGUGCCAAUAAGGAUUUACUUGCUUGGAGGAGUGAGAGCGAGAGUGAAAGAGAGAGAGAGCGAAAGAGAGAUAGAGAGAAAGAAAGGAUGCAAUGUGAAGAGAA